This is a messenger RNA of Colletotrichum karsti, 1611 nucleotides long. RefSeq lists its product as uncharacterized. Bases 1 to 1611 code for a protein of 536 amino acids. Lineage: Eukaryota; Fungi; Ascomycota; Sordariomycetes; Glomerellales; Glomerellaceae. The record is from RefSeq and is a predicted model, not a curated record. The transcript has a single exon.
AUGCCUAACAGUUUCGAUCGCCUCGAGAGGCUCUUUUCUAAGAGAAAGGACCUCACGAUUGACACCAAGCCGGCACCUUUAGAUCUCUCAGGACCCAAAACUGUCAACCUGGACCAACGCUUCCCAUCACCCUCGUUCAUUCGCCCACGUGUUUCUCGGAUGAAGGCCAGAGACGAGCGCAUAGUUGCUGCUCAGAAUGAGAGGCGCGCUCAUAGCCUCCCCGAGAACGCGUCCGAGCGCCUCUCUAUCAACCUCUCUUCUUACUCGAGCACCGGAAGCACCACCACUCUCGCCCUCCCGGUCCGCUCCUUGUCGCUCAAUCAACGUCGGGACAGUCAGCCGGUGGCAAGUUUGGGUGGAUUCGAUUUUCCUGCUCCUCCCACAGGCCGCUUGCCGGCUUCGCCCGCGUGCGCUUCGUCCAAAACUUUACCCGCAGCGCAUAAACCUUCCCUCGAGCACCGCCACAGCUCCGUCAUCCUACCUCUGAGAGCCAGCACCCCGCCCUCCUCCGACAACGAAGACGACUCAAGCAUAAAGAGCUCCCAGUAUGGCCGACCCUCUUCUUCCAUGAGCAGCGACCUGCCCACACCAGCCGCAUCACCCGAGAUGAAGCCAGUACACGACAAGAGAUCUAGGGAUUCGGCGGAGCUCAGUUUGGCCAAGAGGAAAGCCGCUGCCGCCGCAACACGCCGCAGGAGAGAAGAGAAGGCCGCUUUGCUGCGCCGUCCUCAAGGCCAGUCAAGACCUCACCGGUCCGUCACAUCACCAAGCCAGAUUCUCAAGGGCGGAGACGUUGGGGACUUUUUCGCUCUCUCCGACGACGACAUCUUGGAGGAGCCCGAAUUAGAGGAUGAGCUGGACACGCCGAUCAUCCCUGCUCCUCUCAGAACCCCUCCAUCCCCGCCGACGCCGUCUUCGAUGUCCUCACCUCGUCCCUCGCGGCGGACUUCUUCCAUCUACGCCGACGACGUGGCCAAAGAGGGUGCUCUGCAAGUCGCUCAGAUCGCCGCCAAGCACAACUUCGAUCUGGUCUACAUCGUAAACCUGUGGCCCGAGCAUGCAUCCGACUUUCCCGCUUCACCGUACCGUGCCUCGCUGGACUUGUCUUCGCGGCCCGCCAGCAUGAGGAACUCGCUCAUGGCGCCGAUGGAUGGACCGACUGUGGAAACGGCACCGGGUAUGACCGGACGUCUGCUUGCAGCAUACGGGCUCUCGAAUCUCAACAGCCCUUUCCGUAUCUCAGCAACGGUGCAAUCCAAGAUUUUGAAGCAAGAGGGAUGGAUGGAAUAUCGCAGCGAUGAUGCGCAGGUUGGCGAAUUCGCCCGGGGUUAUGGCCACGCUUUCCACACUUCCGUCGGACGCAGAGGAUCAGCCAACUCCAGCCCUCGCAACUCGGGCUCUCACGACAUUACUCAAAACGACCGCGGAGUCGUCUUCGCCGCCUACCGCUACCCCAGCAAGGACUCUCCCACGGCCGGAUGCACCAAGGAAGAACUGGAGGCUCUCCGGGCCGAUGCUGAGGGCCUUGUCGACUACCUCGUCGCCAUUCACAAGACGAGACGCUUACGGGAUCCCAUGACUCUUCAGACACUCGCGGAUGAGGAAGAGUAA